Messenger RNA from Episyrphus balteatus (marmalade hoverfly), 2631 nucleotides. It is a transcript of the gene Oatp33Eb, whose product is annotated as solute carrier organic anion transporter family member 74D. The record is from RefSeq and is a predicted model, not a curated record. Gene Ontology annotation, biological process: transmembrane transport; sodium-independent organic anion transport. Gene Ontology annotation, molecular function: protein binding. Lineage: Eukaryota; Metazoa; Arthropoda; Insecta; Diptera; Syrphidae. The transcript is spliced from 7 exons. Gene Ontology annotation, cellular component: membrane. The coding region runs from base 165 to 2519 and encodes 784 amino acids.
AUUCGUUAGUCAUUGUGCUGAAUUCGAGCUCAUUGAAACGAACGAACGCAUAACGAGAACAAAUAUUUUUUUAUUUUUAACAUUUUUUUUACAUUUUAACUAUUCAUAACUUGCCAUGUUUUUUAUAUAAACUAAAAUAAAUUCUUUAAAAUAAAAACCGAAUAAUGGCAACCGAAACCCGAGGAUCACGGUAUCAAAAUAUCGGAGUUAGCGCAAAUAAUAUUUCAAGUGAUACAAUUGAUUGUGGAAUUACAAAACUUGGAUGGUGUCGUGGUGCAAAGUGCCAAGAAUUUGCUUCAUUAAAAUGGUUUGUUAUCAUUUUGUCCAUUGGUGGAUUGCUACAAGGUGCUGUCAUAUCUUACUUUCGGAUAUCAGCUAAGCAAGCAGCAAUCGAGUAUGAAUAUGACUCAUUAAUUGUUGAUUGGCUUCUGGUAAGCAAUGGUCUAUUUCAAGCGAUAUGUGCACUUUUAUUUGCUCAUAUGUCUCACAAAUAUCAUCCAAUAAGUUGGUUAGGAGGAUUCACAAUAAUUCAAGGACUUGUUUGCGUUGUUGCAAUUAUUCCAGCCAUUUUAACUGCACAAUCAGAGACUAUAACUCCAGCAAUAAAUGAAAAUCCUCUAUGCACUCAAACUUUACCUCCAAUUGAAUCAAGCCGAUUAACUUUAGAUCCCGAUCAAAGUAAAUUGGGAACUCUAAUUCUAUUGUUUGUUCUACAAUUCUUCAUUGGAAUGGGUAAUUUGGCAUUUUUCGUCAUCGGCAUAACUUACAUCGAUGACAAUUCCCAAUCGAUUGAUAGUCCAGCAGUGAUAGGAGCUGCUUUAUGUGCCAGCAUAGCCGGCCUUCAAGUUGGCUAUUUCAUAACAAUGGUGGUUUCAGUAACUUUUGCAAACUGGUGGUUUGGUUGGACCAUAUUGGGACCAUUAAUCUUUGUUGCUGGUAUUUUACUUGGACUAUUUCCACGGCGUUUGGUCAAGACAGUUGUGCAUCAUACUGCCCAAAGGAUUAUCGAAGAAUCUGGCGAUCGUAAUUUUGGUAGCCGGAUGUCAACUUUCAUAGAUGACACAGGAUAUUUUGCAUCGCUUAAGCGAAUAAUGACAAAUAAGUUGCUCAUAUUUAAUACUUUGAGUUUGACAUUCAUUCUUGGAGCAUAUUUCAACUAUUCUGCUCAGGAGGAGAAAUACAUUUCUUCGAGAUUCUAUAUUCCGUUUAGUGAAGAAAAUGGUUUAAUGGACGAAUGGAAUUUGAGAUUCGUUUCAUAUUUUCUGAUGCCACCUGUUGCUGGAAUUGCUGUUUUAGUUUCGGGUUUAAUUAUAUCAAAGCUUAAGCUUUCAGCGAGAGCAAUCACAGCGAAGAACAUUAUUUUUGGAAUUUUUUUGGUUGGAAUCUUUGCUGGAAUGGUAUAUGUUCGAUGUGAUGUUGGGCCAAUUGCUGGUUUUGCUAAUGGAAAGCUUACUCAGCCGUACUGCUCGAAGCAGUGUAUCUGCUCUCCAACAACGUUUUUACCAGUUUGUCCAGAAAACAGUACAAUCACUUAUUUUUCACCGUGUUAUGCCGGAUGUGAAAGAGAGUCUUUUAUUAAUGAGAUUGCAUUAUAUGAAGGAUGUACAUGUGGAAUGGAUACAGAAACAAGUUGGAAGCAAGUGAGAGCUACAGCUGGAGCUUGUUAUCAAAAUAACUGCAAUCGAAUGUGGAUUUUGUUUCAAGUCUCCAGUGUAAGUGUGGCUUCGAUGCUUGCAACAACUAUUGUUGGAAAGCUGUUGAUAAGUUUAAGAAGUGUUUUGCCACAGGAUAAAGCAUUGGCAUUGGCUAUGAAAGUGCUAUUCGUGGGAUUAUUUUCAUUUGUACCAGGAAAACUUGGAUAUGAUUUAAUUUCAAGUAAAACUUGUAUCUAUUGGACACAAAACUACGUCCAGUGCUUACUUCGUGAAACACCAUUGCAUGGAAAUAUUCUCAAUAUCUUAACAGCUGGUCUUAUUUUACUAGGAGUUAUUUGUGACAUUCUUGUCUUUAUUUUUGCCAAAGACUUAAAUGUCUACAAUUGCAAAGUCACUGAUCCUGAUUAUAAUCCAUCAGCUCCAACCACCGAGACAACAUUAAAUGUACCUUCUUCACCGCUAUAUUCUCCAGUGCCAUCAAAUGAAGUCUACCAAUCACAACCAUUAAGACAAUUAAGGCCAGCACCAAAACCAUUUGUAUUCAGAUCACCGAGCAAUGUGACACAAUCAUCGGCAUCAGAUACAAAUUCCAACCAACCAGCAUCUGUAAAUGGUAUUACUUAUGCUAAAGUGGCAUUCCCACCACAAAGAAGCAUUUCCCCUACCGAAGAUGAAAAUUUGGACUUUAGAAUGUUGCCAGUACAAUCGGAUGUUCCCCAACAUCAUGUGUCCCAACAAGAUGUUAGAGCUCAGUUAGGGAGUCUGAAGUCAUUCAAUCCAACUAAUGGAAAAUCAGCAAUAAUUAGCAAAUCACAAACGGGCAUCGAUGACAUUAGACCAAAGAGUCCUGAAACUGAUUUUUAGUUUAGUAUCUAUUUCAUUUUAGUUUUAAGUAAUUUUCAUUUGAAUUUUAGUUUUAAAGCUAGUGUAUCAUGUUCAUUGUUUAAAAUCAAUAAAACAUCAAUGUGAUCAUAAA